GCGGAGCUUUCAUAGACGACAUGCUUUGAAAGUUACUGAGUGCUCAUUACGUAGAGGUUAGCGGCGUUAGCGAGGUUGCUAGUUCGCUAACUUAACCAAAACAUGUCUGCGGUGCUAGCAAGGCUGCUUUUCUACCCAACUUUAGCCUACAAUGUCGUCAUGGAGAAGGUGUCUUCGCGACGCUGGUUCGACCGAGUGGACGAGACUGUGCUACUUGGAGCUCUGCCAUUCAAAUCAAUGACCAAACAGUUGGUGGAAACGGAAAACGUUCGAGGAGUUAUCACCAUGAACGAGACGUACGAGACCAAGUACUUCUGUAAUUCGGCCGAGGAGUGGCAGGCAACGGGGGUGGAGCAGUUGAGGCUGAGCACCGUCGACAUCACUGGCGUCCCCACUUUGGAGAACCUCCGUCGGGGUGUUGACUUUGCCAUGCAACAGCGGGAAAAGGGAAACAGCGUUUACGUCCACUGCAAGGCCGGACGCUCCCGCAGCGCCACGCUGGCCGCCGCGUACCUCAUACGGCUACACUGCGUAACUCCCGAAGAAGCGUGUCAAAAACUGGCGACCAUCCGGCCCCACAUCCUGAUACGUUCUGCUCAGCUGGAAAUGCUGCGGAAAUAUCACCUGGCUGUGUGUGGACGGUCCCAUUAAGAUGGGUUUUUCAUGGCGUGAUGGGACUCGGAUUUGCCUUACUUGAACCCCCUCCCCAAGUUUCACUGGACAGAUAAUGUUAUUUUUUUUUUUUUGCACAUUGAAUAUAUUUUUAAACCCUAGAAAUUUUACUCAGACUUGUCGCAUUUUAGUUGUUUGUUUACAACAAAACAGUUUAGAAUGGUUUUGUUUCCUGUACAUCAACUUUUGUAGUGUUACAAAUGCAUUACAUCAACACGCGUGUUAGUAGUAUGUUUGUUUUAGCUGCUCCUGUGACUGUUGCCAAACCAGUUAUAUUUUGUAAACAGACAUAUAGCAUGUUUUUAGAUUUCUUACAUGUUUUUUUUUUUUUUUUUGCUGUUGUCUCAAAAAUACUGACA
Messenger RNA from Doryrhamphus excisus (bluestripe pipefish), 1031 nucleotides. It is a transcript of the gene ptpmt1, whose product is annotated as protein tyrosine phosphatase mitochondrial 1. Gene Ontology annotation, biological process: protein dephosphorylation. Lineage: Eukaryota; Metazoa; Chordata; Actinopteri; Syngnathiformes; Syngnathidae. The record is from RefSeq and is a predicted model, not a curated record. Gene Ontology annotation, molecular function: phosphoprotein phosphatase activity; phosphatidylglycerophosphatase activity; phosphatidylinositol-4,5-bisphosphate 5-phosphatase activity.